Penicillium paradoxum is the source of this 558-nucleotide messenger RNA. RefSeq names its product Yae1 family protein. Lineage: Eukaryota; Fungi; Ascomycota; Eurotiomycetes; Eurotiales; Aspergillaceae. The transcript has a single exon. The coding region runs from base 1 to 558 and encodes 185 amino acids. The record is from RefSeq and is a predicted model, not a curated record.
AUGGAUCACAAUCUCUUGGAUAGUCUCCUUGAUCUGGAGGAGCAAUUCUACAAUGAGGGUUAUGCACUGGGGGCCGCAGAUGGAGCGACAACCGGGUAUACCGAAGGCAGCGUUUUCGCGGUCGAGAAAGGCUUCGAGAAGUUUGUCGAGAUGGGACGCCUGUACGGCAAGGCAUUAGUCUGGGCACAUAGGCUCGAGUUGAAAUCCUACGAAGGUGCUUCAGCGCAGGCGAAUAGCACAACGGAGACUCUUUCCCUGUGUCCUUCCAUCUGCGAAGGCAUGCCUAGUCUCCCGCCACACAGCACUCGACUGGCUAGGAAUCUCCAAACACUUCUUGAGCUCGUCGAUCCAGCUACUCUGGAUAUGAGUAAUGAGGAGGAAGCUGUUAAUGAUGUGGACGAACGUCUUAAAGGCGCGGCUACGAAGGCGAAGCUCAUCCAACGCGCAAUGGGCGAGCGCGAGGAUUCAACUUCUCAGAUCGAACCUAAGGACAUGUCAUCUUCUGGAGAUGGCACUGGGAGCAUUGAGGAUAUCAGUGCAUUGAGUAUCCGUCACUGA